Durusdinium trenchii is the source of this 411-nucleotide messenger RNA. NCBI's taxonomy places the organism in Eukaryota, Dinophyceae, Suessiales, Symbiodiniaceae. The record is from the annotation of a GenBank genome assembly.
AUGCGAGGUCUUUCUGCGAAAGAUCCGUCACCAGAGUCCACGUUGCAAAGUCCCGGCGAUAAGGUUUGUCAGUCGACCCGGGGAGUUCACCUGUCCCAGGCCUAUGCGCCCACCUUGGGCCUUUUGAUCUUCCUGUCCUUCGCGCCAACGGUUUUAAUCAACAUCUUCUCCUUGCUCUUCAACUUCAAGUCGGAGGUCAAGAACCAACUAGAGCUUCAGAAUCUGAGCUUCAACUUGGCCAUAUUGAUCUCUGAAUGUUGUGCACUCUUUCUGCAAGCAGUCAUCACUCAAAUCUCAUCGAGGAAUUGGUACUUCUGGUUCAUGGUCUUCUUUGUGAUCGGUGUCACAGUGGUAGGCGGGAAGAGCUUCGAUGGCACAGGUCAAAGUUGUCGAUUGAGCCAACCCAUUUGA